Stylonychia lemnae is the source of this 3888-nucleotide messenger RNA. The record is from the annotation of a GenBank genome assembly. Lineage: Eukaryota; Ciliophora; Spirotrichea; Sporadotrichida; Oxytrichidae.
AUGGCAUCUAUUCAAGAGAGUAUUAAUCCGAAUCCUUAAUCAUCAGACAAUCAUAAUCAAGAGAGUGAUUAGGACCUCAGAGAUAAAGUUGCAAAAGAAGGCUAUAACAGUGAUGAUGAGCAUUCUUAGUUUUCAAAUUAAAACAGCAACAGUGAUUCAAGCAGUGACAGCGAUGAGGACAAUGAGUAUGAUGAAAAUAUACAACAAUAUAUUGAGAUCAAUCCUGAUGAAGAGGGAGAAGACCCUCUCAAUGCUGAUAGUUUCUAUUCUGACAACAAUGAACUUAUCCAAACUAGAAAUAAGCGAAUGUAUGAGUAUAAUAGUUCAAAGUCAAUGAAAAAAGAAUCAAAUAAGCUGCUAUUGGUACCUCCUCCUAAUCCACUUCUUCCUAAAAAGGUACAAUAAGUAGAAUCUAUAAAAUCUGGUUUCUUGCAAAAAUUUAUGUAGGUUAAAUCAUCUUAAAACUAUUAGAGAACUGAAAAGGCCAGAUGUGAUGGAGAAAGAGAGAGCCGUUUGUGGUAUUCCAAAAUCUAACCAUUUAGUGAAAAAAAUCCUAUAGUCUACAGCAGAUUUGGAAAGUAAUUUUAUGAGGCAGAUGAGAAAUUUAAAUCCAAUAACUUCUCAUCUUUAAUUCGCACAUGCAAUCUUAAAAAACUUACUAAGGGAUUACCUGGUGAUACAUAAUAUUAACCUCAAAUCAUAAACUAACCUCUUUCGAUUAAGGAUUAUUUGAAUUACAAGGAAGAGGGCGAAAAAUAUCUUCAGCAAUACCAGUAAAUACCUGCUCCUCAGAGAACAUAUUAUGUUCCUAGAAGUAUUUCUGAUAUGACAUUAGUGUUUGAGAGUAGAUUUGAGUCUGGCAAUUUACAACUAGCUCAUAAAGUUUCUGAUAAUGAGUACAACUUGAUACUCUAAAAUGAUAUAAACUCGAAAGGUCACACUCAGUGGUUCUAUUUCAGAAUACAGAACACUAGAAAGAAUAUGAAAGUCAAAUUUAAUCUCUUAAACUUUAUCAAGCCUAAAAGUUUAUUUAAUGAAGGAAUGAAAGUAUUAACUUACUCUGAGAAAAAAUUAAUCUCUGAAAAGCAAGGAUGGACAAGAGGAGGAGAAGAAAUAAAUUAUUUUUAGAAUAAUUUCAGAAGAGAACACAUGACAAACUAUCAAAGAUGCCAUUAUACUCUCACAUUUACUCAUAAAUUUGAAUAUGACUAUGAUACUGUACUAUUUGCUUACUCUCAGCCUUAUACUUAUUCUGAUCUGAUUGAAGAUCUAACAAAUAUAGAGAAAAGUAAACUAGAAUUUGUAUCAAGAAAUACUUUAUGCCGGACUAUAGCAGGGAAUAGAUGCGAGUAUCUGACUAUUACAAAUAGGACAUAAGGCAUGGAUUAAAAGAAGUAAUAAUAGAAAAAAGGAGUCGUGAUAAGUGCCCGAGUACAUCCUGGUGAAUCUAAUGCAAGUUGGAUGAUGAAAGGAGUAAUUGAUUUUCUAAUUGGAAAUAGUGAAGAAGCUCAAAUUCUUAGAAAUAAUUUCGUCUUUAAAAUUAUACCAAUGCUAAAUCCAGAUGGUGUAGUAAAUGGUAAUUAUAGAUGCUCAUUAGCAGGUUGUGACUUAAAUAGACGUUGGAAAUACCCACGAAAAAAUGUCUUUAUGUAUGGAAAUACAGAAUCUCAUUGCGCUGAAUCAACUAGAAUUUUCCCGUAUCUUAUGUCUAAAUUAGCGAGCCCACAUUUUUCAUAUGAUUAUUCAAGAUUCAAAAUAUAAAAGAACAAAGAAUCGACAGCUCGUGUAACACUUUGGAGAGAAUUAAAAGUACCCAACAUCUUCACAAUGGAAGCAUCCUUUUGUGGUCCCAAAGCACCAAAUAAUAUUGAUCCAAAAUCGAAUGAGGCUAAAAAGUAUAAUUAUCACUUUACUGCUAAUGAUCUAAUGGAGAUCGGUAAAAAAUUAUGUUAAACACUUCUUCUAUAUUCUACUGGUGAAGUUAAUCCAGAUUAGUAAAUAGAAGAAAUUAAGCAAUAUCACAUUAGAAAGAACUCAUUGAAUACUAGCAUUUCCUAAACUACUUGUAGUUCAUUUAAUAAGUAAACAUCAUUCUAAUCAAAGAGACCACAAUAUGGGUUACUAAGAAAUAUCAAUCCAAUUUCCCAAAGUUUAGAUAAGAAACUAAAUUAAAUUUAGAAUUCUGAGCCAUUACUACCAACAAUCCACAGUAUUAAUAUGGAUGAUAUUAUGUUUGAACUAAAGAAAAAGAUAGCUGAAGAGAAGUCAAAAACAAUUUAAGAAAAUAAUCAAGAGUCAAGUAGCGGUACUGAUAGUGAUAGUGAGCCAUCUGAUGAUAACUUAGAUGCCAAUGAACUUAUCAAAAUAAUGCCGCAAAAGGUUAAAUAAUAUAGGGGAAUUGAACCCAAUUCAGAGAAUAAAAAAGACAAUUUACUUGGAAAUAUAGUAUAACCUAUCUAAUAAAGAAAAAGACAUUCAACUCAACGAGGAAUUUAUGACUUUAAAAAACCUGGGGUAGGAGGAAAUAAAACUCAGUACAAUUCAAUUUAAAAACGAAUGAAGGACAGUUGCACAUAGACAUCAGAAAAGGACGAGUCCUCAGAUUAUGAGCUUUCUGCUAUGGAAAAAGAUAUUUUCAUGUGUACAGGAUGUAGACCUGGAAAAUUGAAAAGAUUAAAACCAAUUCUGCCUUAAUCAUAGUUCUAGUAUUACUCUUCAGAUCAGAAAAAAAAUUCUGAAGGAUUAUCUGAUGGUGGUUAUAAAGACUAUAAUGGAAUGGUUGAUAGAAAUAAACAGAAAUUCUUAACAAAUGAACUGAAAAGACUAUAAGCAAACUUCGAAAAAAAGAUGCAAAGCUGUACAAAGCAAAAUGAGGUCUUAUUUAGUCAAAUAGCUUCUCACACUAAGGUUUAAAAAGGUCUCGAUAAAUUGAAAUAUCUCUUCAGAUCUAGACUCAUCAUUGGCUUUAUUGAGAUAUUUCAGGCAAGGACCAAUAGAAUUAAAUCAACUUGCAGAAAUCAAAGGGACUCCAAUAGUUGCUAACCUUUUUCAAAGGAAACUUAAUAGCUUUAACAACUAAAUAUAUAGGGCAAUAUUAAUAUAAUAACUAGUUUCCCUUCCUAAUACAUGAAGGAUCAGAACAAUUAUAGCUGUAGAGUUAAUAAAAGUGGUCUAAUUGAAGAUAUCUAGAGUUAAGGCUAAUAAAUUGUAACUACCACAAAAGAUCCUUAGAAUCAAUUGAUACCUUCUAAAAAAGUAACCACUAGAAGAAAGAUAUCAUCGCUUUACCCUUAAAACCUAAAAUAAAAUUUAACUUCCCUAUCAUCCUCAAAUACAAAUUCAUCAAUAGUAAAUGCAAAUGCCUCCAUUAGUAACAUUAAUAAUCAGUUAAAUACCUAAUGCUUUAUUAGCAGCUCUUUCGGCAAUAAAGAAAAUUAUGGUUCAUUUGGUCAUUCAUCUAUCUUCCCUCAAAUGACCAAUAACAGUUCUUCCUAUUUGUAUCAUUAGAAAUAGCUGUCACCUAUGGUCCAUUUCUCACACAACAGACUUUAAAAUGUAUUGCCUUAGAAUAAAGAUGGAAUUAUAUUAGAAAAGAUUGAAGAGAAGAUAGCACAGCGAAGUGCAAGCUCAAAUACUUAUGAUGGGCGCAAGUUUAUGAAUCAACGAAACAAAAUGAAUGACUUAAAUAGAUAGUAGCAUAUUAAAACCCAGAAUAAAUCAAAGGAGGACUUUUCCUAGAAUAACAUAAGAAUAUAGAAACUUUAAAGCUAAGCUCAGAUAAGCCAAGGAAUCGUAGGUAUAAUUAGAAAGUAAAAGUAACUCUUUAAAGAUAGAACUAGCAAUCAUGUAAAUUUAGAAAUCGUUAAUGCAACAGCUAAUCAAGAAUGA